AUGGCGGAUCUUACUGAGGAAGUAAUGGACAGUGAGUUGGACACUAGCUUCGAAAAGGCGAGCAAAUUUCUCGAGCACAGUACGGAACUUUUCAAGCAGGAGCAGCUGUUACAGUUCUAUGGAUUGUACAAGCAGGCAACCGUGGGGCCGUGUAAUAUUUCAAAACCCGCAAUUUAUAGCAUGGCGGCACGUGCUAAAUGGUACGCCUGGGACAAAGUAAAAGCUCUCGAUACGAUGGAAGCUAAAAAAGACUAUGUUCGGCUAAUGGAUCAGCUUGCACCGAACUGGUGCGAAAACAGCUCCAGUGAAGCGGCUUGGGUGUCCGUUUCUCGGCCGAAACGUUUGUCGGAAAGCUUACCGGAUGAAACGAACAAAUCACUGAUCGAUCGUAUCAAGGAAGACGACGUGAACGGCGUGCGGAAUAUGAUCACGAAUGGAGACAGUUCGGCUUCCGUGAACGUGCUCGACCAUGAAGGGCUCGCCGCUAUACACUGGGCAGCAGAUCGUGGAAAUGUAGAUAUUCUCGCCAUUUUGCUUACCAUCGAUGGAAUUGAUAUCAAUCUGCGGGGCGGUGACGGCCAGACGGCAUUGCACUAUGCGUCCAGCUGUGGCAACAUCGAAUGCCUGAAGCUGCUUCUUAAACACGGUGCAGACCGAAGCAUCAGGGAUGAGGAGGGAGAAACAUGCAGUGACGUUGCUUAUAAUCAGGUAAUAAAAGCUUGCCUCAUGUGAUUAAAAACGA
Anopheles funestus (African malaria mosquito) is the source of this 742-nucleotide messenger RNA. RefSeq lists its product as uncharacterized. Gene Ontology annotation, molecular function: fatty-acyl-CoA binding; protein binding. The record is from RefSeq and is a predicted model, not a curated record. The coding region runs from base 1 to 732 and encodes 243 amino acids. Lineage: Eukaryota; Metazoa; Arthropoda; Insecta; Diptera; Culicidae. The transcript has a single exon.